AUGGAAAUCAUUAAAAAACAAUGGCUUCCAAAGAAAAUUGGGGUUCUAGUCCGGAAAGUGCAAAAGGAUGCAAUAUUAGCAGAGGCAAAAGUGAGGAGAAAUGGAAUUAGUUUGGCAUCCAAGUACUUAUGCUACAUGAAGGCAAAUGAGGAAACUA
Dovyalis caffra is the source of this 157-nucleotide messenger RNA. Lineage: Eukaryota; Viridiplantae; Streptophyta; Magnoliopsida; Malpighiales; Salicaceae. The record is from the annotation of a GenBank genome assembly.